Nerophis lumbriciformis (worm pipefish) is the source of this 1748-nucleotide messenger RNA. NCBI's taxonomy places the organism in Eukaryota, Metazoa, Chordata, Actinopteri, Syngnathiformes, Syngnathidae. The record is from RefSeq and is a predicted model, not a curated record.
AUGGAAGCGCUAAAAACUACUGGUUUAUCUUUCACUGGCAUGUUCGAGCAGGAAAAAAUUGACAACACCGGCGAGCACAGGGACUCAGACAGCGGCGGGGACAGUGGCUACCAAAGCGAGAAGAGGAGUGAGGGCGACCCCAACGACCACGUGGACGGGGCCCGCCAACGCUACCAAAGACAUUAUUCCGAGUCGGACGAGGACAGUUUUAAACGGCUGACGGAGGAGAAGUGGAGCUUCUUCCACUCGUCUCGCGCCCACGUGCACAGAUCCUCCUGCGUGGCCACCGAGGUGGAGCGACUCAGCUCCCUGCUGCAGAAGCGCAUCGGCCAGUCCAUCCUGGGAAAGGUCCACCUGGCCAUGGUGCGCUACCACGAGGGUGGGCGUUUCUGCGAGAAGGAUGAGCAGUGGGAUCAGGACUCGGCCAUGUUACACCUGGAGCGAGCCGCCCAGUGCGGGGAGCUGGAGGCCAUCGUGGUCUUGGGUCAAUGCUGCCUGCAGCUGCCGCACCACAUCCUGCCCAACGUGGAGCUGGAGGACAACGCGGGAAACCGGAUGAAAGGAUUCAAGUAUCUGCUGCAGGCCGCGGAAGCCGGUGACCGAUCCUCAAUGAUCACAGUGGCCCGAGCUUUUGAUACGGGGGUCAAUCUGUCUGCAGACAGGAAGCAGGACUGGGAGGAGGCGAUCCACUGGUACGACAGCGCAUUGAACAUGAGCGACCACGACGAAGGCGGCGAGUUCGACGGCAUACAGGACGAGCCCCGUCACCUCCUGCUGGCCAGAGAGGCGGCCAUGUUCCAGGAGGGAGGCUUCAACCUCACGGCCGACCCGCAGAAAGCAGGAGACUUGUUUACAGAAGCAGCGGAGGCCGCCACGGAGGCCAUGAAGGGUCGCUUGGCCAACCAGUACUACAUGAAAGCCGAGGAGGCGUGGGCCAUGAUGGAGGAGUGAAUCUGCGUCCGGGUGCGCACUUUUAACACAAAGAGGAGUGACGUUUACAUAUUUUUAUAACACAUUUUUAGCUGGCGGUGCUUUGCAUGUUUCAGUCCUCCAUCUUCAUCAAGUUUCCUGUGCAAGAUUUUCUCUUCAAGUACCCAAUUUACCGUAUUUUCCGGACCAUAGGGCGCACCGGAUUAAAAGGCGCACUGUCGAUGAGCGGGUCUAGUCAGGUCUAUUUUCAUACAAAAGGCGCAUUAAAGGAGUCAUAUUAUGAUUUUUUUCUAAAUGUAAAAGACUUCCUUGCGGUCUACAUCAGUGUUUUUCAACCACUGUGCCGCGGCACACUAGUGUGCCGUGAGAUACAGUCUGGUGUGCCGUGGGAGAUGAUCUAAUUUCACCUAUUUGGGUUAAAAAUAUUAUUUGCAAACCAGUACUUAUAGUCUGCAAAUGAUGUGUUGUUGUUGAGUGUCGGUGCUGUCUAGAGCUCGGCAGAGUGACUGUGUAAUACUCUUCCAUAUCAGUAGGUGGCAGCAGGUAGCUAAUUGCUUUGUAGAUGUCGAAAACAGCGGGAGGCAGCGUACAGGUAAAAAAGGUGUCUAGUGCUUGAACGAAAAAUAAACAAAAGUUGAGUGGCCCAAAGAAAAGGCAUUGAAGCUUAGGGAAGGCUAUGCAGAACAAAACUAAAACUGAAUUGGCUAAAAAUUAAAAACAGAAUGCUGGACGACAGCAAAGACUUACUGUGGAGCAAAGACUAAGUACUUGCAUGGCAGCUCCCGCCAUCAGUGUGUGAAUGUGUGUGUGAAUGGGUG